This is a messenger RNA of Schizophyllum commune H4-8, 1258 nucleotides long. RefSeq names its product S-adenosyl-L-methionine-dependent methyltransferase. Lineage: Eukaryota; Fungi; Basidiomycota; Agaricomycetes; Agaricales; Schizophyllaceae. The record is from RefSeq and is a predicted model, not a curated record. Bases 46 to 1092 code for a protein of 348 amino acids. Gene Ontology annotation, biological process: mitochondrial respiratory chain complex I assembly. The transcript has 9 exons. Gene Ontology annotation, cellular component: mitochondrion.
GCGCGUCGCGUCGCGCGCUGCUGCUUGUCUUCGACGCUCAUCAUCAUGAACGGUAUUCGCCUCGGCAGGCGCGUUGUGUCGUGCCUCAGCAGCCACCCUCUUCUACGUCCUGGUGUUUCUUCGUUGCGUCUAAGUCAUCCUGCCGCACGCUCAUACGCAUCCAUCUCCCCCUCCUCCUCCAACCUCACGCCCUACCAAAUAUUCGACCGACAUGCAAAGGAGAUCCAGAAAGACCAAGCUGCGUCCAUAGAAGGGGGAAAGCGCAGCAUUACCGUCGACUACUUGCGCGACGAGGUAGCGGACAGGCUCAUGGAGAGGUUUCUCGAUAUCAAGCGGGAAUUUGGCUCCGUGCUUGACCUGGGUUCCGGCCCUGGGCACUUCUCCAAACUGCUGGAGGCACCGAGGGUGAAGAAGAGCGUGAUGCUGGAGUCGAGCGUGAAGACUCUGCACCGAGACCCGGAUAGCGCUUUCAAAAUCCCAAUUGAACGCAUUCACUUUGACGAAGAACGACUUCUUGAACGCAUCCCGCGAAAUUCGCAGGAGGCCGUCGUCUCCUGCCUGAGCAUGCACUGGAUCAAUGACUUGCCGGGUGUGCUUGUGCAGAUCAGGGAAGCAUUGCAGCCGGACGGGCUGUUCCUCGGCGCUAUGCUAGGCGGGGAGACGUUAUAUGAGCUAAGAUCCUCCCUCCAACUCGCCGAAACCGAACGCGAGGGCGGCCUCUCGCCCCACAUCUCCCCCAUGACCGGCACCCAGGACAUGUCAAACCUCAUGGGGAGGGCAGGCUUCACGAUGCUCACCGUUGACACGGACGAGGUGAAGGUGGCAUACCCAAGUAUGUGGGAGCUGCUAGAGGACCUGCAGUCGAUGGGCGAGUCGAGCGCGAUUGUUGGGAGACGACCGUACAUUCAUAGGGACACGCUGGCGGCGGCUUCGGCGAUAUAUAAGGCGCUCCAUGGCAAUGAGGACGGGUCGAUACCCGCGACCUUCCAGAUCGUCUAUAUGAUUGGCUGGAAACCUUCGCCAAACCAGCCGAAGCCGGCGAAGAGGGGAUCUGGCGAGGUCAACCUGAAGGACGUAUUCGAGACGAAGUAAUUCGAGCCUUUUUCUGCGAUGGGAUACAUACGACCUCUUGGUCCUUAACGUGAAAGUACCCCAUAAGUCGAGAAGUUCUGCGGGUAUAGCUCCGGCAAAAAGUUUCCAAACCUUACCUGACAGUGGAUAAUGAACGCCCAACGAUGCAUAUGGAGGGAGUUGGCCG